AGAAAGAGCUGCAGUGCAAACGUCAGUAUACGUUGUUACAGCAUGAAAAGGAUGGGAAAAUAAUUUGACUCCUGGGUGUUGAAUCGAACGUAACAGACAUGCUGCUAAUCUCCCUAUUCUGAGGCUGAAUACGACCAAUAGUAAUGGCGAUGGUGGUGGUGGUGUUUCAGCAGGCCUCGUAGCCGGGACGUUCAAACUCUGAGAAGCCAUGGAACCACUGUUGAUGCUUCCUGAUGACCUGAAAAUUCAAUGGAAUAAAAGGUUAAAGAAAACUGCUGGUUUCUGCAGAAACCCUUCCUACCAGCCUACUUACUUGGAUCGCAGUGCCAUGUUUGAGCUGUUAGAGAAAGUGUGUGACUGUACAGACCGUUUUCGGGACACACUGAUCCAUGAAGUCUGUCAUAUGGCUGUAUGGUUAAUUCAUAAAGUUCCUAAAGGACCUGGCUCAGUUUGGAAAUUUUCAUUUAAACAGCAAUUUGGGGGGAAAAAUGACCAUUACUGUGGCAAACUCUCUUGUUUUUUUAUGGUGAUGGAAACAAAUAUGAGCAAAUGA
Messenger RNA from Pelobates fuscus (common spadefoot toad), 553 nucleotides. Its product is annotated as germ cell nuclear acidic protein-like. The transcript has 4 exons. The record is from RefSeq and is a predicted model, not a curated record. Gene Ontology annotation, cellular component: nucleus. The coding region runs from base 209 to 553 and encodes 114 amino acids. NCBI's taxonomy places the organism in Eukaryota, Metazoa, Chordata, Amphibia, Anura, Pelobatidae.